Vigna umbellata (rice bean) is the source of this 648-nucleotide messenger RNA. Its product is annotated as MLP-like protein 43. Gene Ontology annotation, biological process: defense response. NCBI's taxonomy places the organism in Eukaryota, Viridiplantae, Streptophyta, Magnoliopsida, Fabales, Fabaceae. The record is from RefSeq and is a predicted model, not a curated record.
GUUUGUUUCAUAUAGUUCUUGCUUCUUUCUUUAUCAUCAUGACACUUGCUGGUAAAAUCAGCAUUGAAAUUGGGGUUCAUGCAACUGCUGCAAAGUGGUUUACCCUCUACACAACGAAACUGUAUCAUGUUCAAAACCUUGCUGAUAGAAUCCAUGGUGUCAAGCUGCAUCAUGGUCAUGACUGGCAUCACAAUGAGUCCAUCAAACAGUGGACUUAUACCAUAGAAGGUAAGGUUAUAACAUGUCAUGAGAGCGUUGAGUCAGUUGAUGAAGCAAACAAAAGAAUCAUUUACAAGCUCUUCAAUGGAGACAUAGAUCACCAGUUUAAGAUCUUUAAGCUCAUAUUUCAAGCUAUUGAGGGUGAUGGUAGUGCUGUUAUCAAAUGGACCAUUGAAUAUGAGAGGGUUGAUGAAGAAGUUGAUCCUCCGUAUGGCUACAUAGAGUGCUUGCACAAAUGCACAAGAGAUAUUGAUGAUAGUCUUCUCAAGGAAUAAUAGCUUCAAAAGUUUGUAAUAUAUAGCCCUAGGGUAAGUGCUUAUGAGUAUAAUAAAUAAUGGGUUUGACAUUGCCCUAGGGUAAGACCUUAUCUGUAUAGUAAUAAUAAUAUAUAUGAUUGUGAUAUGUUUGAUAUGAAGAUCCUUUGUUUGC